CCUCUACCAACACCUGCCUUUUUCGUCUUUUUGAAAGCAUAUCGAAAUCAUGGCUAUUGGAAAGAGAAAAGCAGUUAAUGGAUUGAAAAAUGGAAGCAAAUUUGAUAAUAAACGAUCCAAGCCUGCUGAUUCAGUUGAAUUGAAAGUUAAGUCCAAAAAACAAGAAGUUGCUUCUCCGGAAGAAACCUUGUCGCAAUCCGAUUCUGAAGCAGAGGAAGAAAACAAUGCAUCUUCUGUUGAAGAAAGUGAAAAUGAAGAAGCCGAGUUUACCGGUUUUAAAGACGAAAACGAACAAGAUAAUGAAGAACAAGAGGAGGACUCUGAGGAAAGCAAGAAAAAUUCUAAGGAGGCUCACGCUAAUCAGAAGAAGAUACAAAAAGACCGUCGAGCAUCAAAACCGUUUGCUGAUGUUAGCAUAAAAGCCAAAUCCUUGUGGGAUAAACUUCGUCAAAAAGGAACACUGAAGGCUGAUGAGCGUAAGAAGUUAGUAUCAGAACUAUUUGAUAUGAUUAAAUCGCAUGUGAAACAGCUAGUGUUCAAACAUGAUAUGUCUCGUGUUAUCCAGACAUGUGUCAAAUAUGGUUCUAAACAGCAACGCGAAAGUAUUGCUGACGAACUUUCUGGUAGCUUUGUUGAACUAUGCAAGAGCCCUUAUGGAAAAUAUCUUGCAGUUAAGCUUUUCAAAUAUGGAACUCCCAAAAUGAAAGAGGCAGCUCUAGGAGAAUUACAUGGACAUGUUACAAAAUUGAUUCGACACCGAGAGGCUGCUUAUGUCGUAGAAGAUGUAUUCCGCGAGUAUACCAAUUUGCAGCAACAAAAUGCGUUAAUUUGCGAGUUUUACGGUCCAGAAUAUCAAGUCUUUAAGGAAAGAACGCAGGAUAUGCAUAUAGACAAAAUUUUGCAAGAACACCCCGAAAAGCGAGCAAGCGUCAUGAAUAAUUUAUGGAAAACUAUCGAUGGAUCGAUUGCCAAAGGCUCAAUCGGAUUUACAAUGGUUCACCGAGCGAUGUUAGAGUUUAUCCAGCAUGCUAGCUCGAAUGAAGCAAAAGAUCUUUUGCAAGCUACAAAGGAACAAAUUUACGAGUUUGUGCAUACAAGAGACGGUUCGCAAGUUGCUAUGAAGUUGUUUGCUAUUGCAAAUGCUAAAGACCGUAAGGCUAUGUUGAAAGGUUUACGUCCAUAUUUUGUAGAAACUGCUAAAGACUCAUAUGGUCAUUUGGUUUUAGUCACUGCUUUAGACUGUACUGAUGAUACUAUUAUGACUGGAAAAUUGCUGCAAGCGGAAUUUGAGAACGAACUAAUCAAAAUAUCCACGCAUAAGUUUGCGCGCAGAGUUUUGUUGUACAUACUGGUUGGUUGGGAAGACGCCCGAUAUUUCAGUAAAGAAAACCGCAAUAUGUUGGCUUCUUUAGAAUCGCUUAAAGCUGCCACUUCAAAAAAGGAUCCAGUUGUUCGUAGAAAUGAGUUGAAGACCACUGUUGGACCUAUGUUGUUGAAUGUGAUCACUAAUGCUGCUGGUGAGUUGUUGGCUGAAUCCUUGAGCUCUCAAGUGGUUGUCGAUACUUUAUUGAGCGUGCCAGGUGAUAAAAAGGAGGCCGUGAAUGCCGUAGUGAAAGUGUUUGAAGGAAAUCCCGCUGAUGAAAAGCAUUUGAUCCACCAAAUUCACUGUUCUCGUGCCUUGAAAACACUUGUUCAGAAUGGACAUUGGAACGGAGCAGAACAACGUAUCGUGAAGUCUGAAGAAGAAUUAGGGGUAGCAGGAACCUUAAAAGAUAUGAUUGGUGAAUAUUUGGUAGAGUGGGCUGCUGGAGACGGUGCUUUCGUUGUUCUUGCUGUUUUGGAAGCAUUGGAUGAAAAAGAAAGGAAGAAGUUUUUAGACCAGCUGAAGAAACAUCAAAAGACAUUAAAGAAGUCGGAAUUUCGUGGAACACAAAAACUUUUGGAAAUGCUUUAGUACUAUAAAAUUUUAGUUAUGGGAUUAGCCGGGUAAAAAUAUUAUCUAUUGGAUUUAAAGGAA
This is a messenger RNA of Schizosaccharomyces cryophilus OY26, 2017 nucleotides long. RefSeq names its product puf family RNA-binding protein. Gene Ontology annotation, biological process: regulation of translation. Bases 50 to 1954 code for a protein of 634 amino acids. Lineage: Eukaryota; Fungi; Ascomycota; Schizosaccharomycetes; Schizosaccharomycetales; Schizosaccharomycetaceae. The transcript has a single exon. The record is from RefSeq and is a predicted model, not a curated record. Gene Ontology annotation, molecular function: mRNA binding. Gene Ontology annotation, cellular component: nucleolus.